This is a messenger RNA of Etheostoma cragini (Arkansas darter), 799 nucleotides long. Its product is annotated as histone-lysine N-methyltransferase EZH2-like. The transcript is spliced from 8 exons. Gene Ontology annotation, molecular function: protein binding; histone methyltransferase activity. NCBI's taxonomy places the organism in Eukaryota, Metazoa, Chordata, Actinopteri, Perciformes, Percidae. The coding region runs from base 1 to 618 and encodes 205 amino acids. Gene Ontology annotation, biological process: chromatin remodeling. The record is from RefSeq and is a predicted model, not a curated record.
AUGAUCAACCUGCAGAGCAGAAAACAGAGGGGGGGUCAGAACCGGUUCCCGGGUUGUCGGUGCAAAGCCCAGUGCAACACCAAGCAGUGCCCCUGCUACCUGGCGGUGAGGGAGUGCGACCCCGACCUCUGCCUGACCUGCGGCGCCGCGGACCACUGGGACAGCAAGAACGUGUCCUGCAAGAACUGCUCCAUCCAGAGGGGCGCCAAGAAGCAUCUGCUGCUGGCUCCCUCAGACGUGGCCGGGUGGGGCAUCUUCAUCAAGGAGCCGGUCCAGAAGAACGAGUUCAUCUCCGAGUACUGUGGAGAGAUAAUCUCUCAGGAUGAAGCCGACCGCAGAGGGAAGGUCUACGACAAAUACAUGUGCAGCUUCCUAUUCAACCUCAACAACGACUUCGUUGUUGAUGCCACGAGGAAAGGCAACAAGAUCCGCUUCGCCAACCAUUCAGUGAACCCCAACUGCUACGCUAAAGUGAUGAUGGUGAACGGGGAUCACAGGAUAGGAAUCUUUGCUAAGAGAGCCAUCCAGACUGGAGAGGAGCUCUUCUUUGACUACAGGUACAGCCAGGCUGACGCUCUGAAGUACGUUGGCAUCGAGCGGGAGAUGGAGCUCGCCUGACUCAGCCUCCUCCCUCCGGUGGAUCAACGACACAACGGCCUUACACACAAACACAACACACAAACACAACACAACACAACACACCGUCUCUUCAGGAAACCAGACGACUUGUCAAAACGUUUGAAAGCUUCAGGAAAACUGGGAAUAUUUGAAGCUGAAUUCUGAUGCUUUUUAGUUGUUA